This is a messenger RNA of Drepanopeziza brunnea f. sp. 'multigermtubi' MB_m1, 2325 nucleotides long. RefSeq lists its product as uncharacterized. Gene Ontology annotation, cellular component: nucleus; cytoplasm. NCBI's taxonomy places the organism in Eukaryota, Fungi, Ascomycota, Leotiomycetes, Helotiales, Drepanopezizaceae. The record is from RefSeq and is a predicted model, not a curated record. Gene Ontology annotation, biological process: proteasome-mediated ubiquitin-dependent protein catabolic process; ubiquitin recycling. Gene Ontology annotation, molecular function: ubiquitin binding.
AUGGCGGAGUAUAAGUUAUCGGCCACUUUGAUGGGCCAUGAGGACGAUGUCCGCGGCGUCUCGUUCCCUUCCCCCAAGGCUGUACUUUCAGCAUCUCGAGAUGGCUCAGUCCGCCUAUGGAAGCUCCUCUCGGACAACCCGCCCCUCUUCGAUGCCACCAUCUCCUCCCACUCCCGCACCUGGAUGGGCUGCGUUACAUUUCUCCCCCCCAACGCCAGAUUCCCAGAAGGCCUUAUAAUCUCAAGUGGCAAGGACGUCGUGAUCGACGUACGAGCACCAUCUAAGGCUGCGGAGAACGAUGCAGAGGCUUUGCUUCUCGGCCACAGCAGAGACGUAUGCGCCCUGGACGUCGACCCGGAGAGCAACUAUAUCGUCAGCGGAUCUUGGGACCACGAUGCGCGGAUAUUUCCAGUUGGGAAGUGGGAAUGUGAAGUUACUCUGACAGGGCACGGUGGGACGGUCUGGGCUGUUCUUGCAUACGACGCGGAUACCAUCGUUACGGCAUGCGCAGACGAGAAGAUUCGGAUAUUUCGCAGAAGUGGCAAGCUGGUCAAAAUAUUCCAAGCUGGAAACUUGCCAAUUAGAGCCUUGUGCCGACUUGCCAAAGGACAUCCGUCUGGAGGAGACUUUGCCUCCGCGGACAAUGAAGGCAUAAUCCGAAUCUGGACUAUCUCGGGCACGCAAGUAGGAGAGCUGCGCGGCCACGACAGCUUCGUCUACUCUAUUGCAUCGUUGCCCAGUGGGGAGCUGGUUAGCUCUGGAGAAGAUCGAACCUUGCGGGUAUGGAAGGGCAACGAGUGCAUCCAGACAAUCACACAUCCCGCGAUCUCUGUCUGGGGUGUUGCUGUUUGUGCGGAGAACGGAGAUAUCGUGACGGGCGCAAGUGACAGAAUAGUCCGGGUGUUCACUAGAAUUCCAGAGCGAUUCGCGGAUGCAGAAACCACCGCACAAUUUGAGGAAGCAGUCAGGUCGUCGGCUAUUCCUCAGCAGACAAUGGCAUCAACACAAAACGAGAACUUACCAGGACCUGACUUUCUGACUCAGAAGUCUGGAACAAAGGAUGGGCAGAUUAUCCAAAUCAAGCACCCAAACGGCAGCAUCACAGCUCACUCCUGGUCUGCUUCCCGAGGAGAGUGGGAUCUGAUCGGGACCGUUGUAGAUGCCGUGGGGAGUAGCAAUCAGAAGACCGAGUAUAAGGGACAGAUGUAUGACUUUGUGUUCGAUGUUGAUAUGGAAGAUGGCAAGCCACCUUUAAAAUUACCUUAUAACGUCUCUCAAGGUCCAUACGAGGCUGCCACCAAAUUCAUCCAGGACAAUGAAGCACCGGUUGGGUAUCUGGAGCAGGUUGCCAACUUCAUCAUCACAAACACUCAAGGCCACACGAUUGGUGGAGCUGCACCUGCCCAAGGAGCACCUGAUCCCUGGGGAAGCGAUAACAGAUAUCGACCGGACGAUGCAACUACAGCCAGGCCCCCUCCCCCGCCAGUAAAGAGUCUCCCUCAUAAGGAAUACAUCUCUAUUCUCCUCGACACCGCCGCCCUCCCCAAGAUACAAAAGAAACUCGUCGAGCUAAACAAAGAGCUGAUUGCCAGUGGCCACAAAGACAAGUCCAUGAAUCCCUCAGAACUCCGCGUCCUGGCCGAAUUGUGCACAAAUCUUGGGUCGAAAGAUGCCAAGGUCAAAUCGAAGUCUGUUGAGGGCGGCUUGGAACUCGCAGUCAGGCUUGCAACGGCUUGGCCUUACAAAGACCGAUUGCCAGGACUCGAUCUUCUACGCUCGCUAGCUGCUUUUCCCGAGACUGCAACCUACUCUGCCCCCGAAGGUGGCGAUAUUAUCGACCUCUUCGAGACUGGUGCCAUGAAAGAAGUUCCAUCUGAGGAUAACCACGUAAUGAUGGCCCUCCGAGGCUGCGUAAACCUCUUCGUCUCGCCAGAAGGCCGCGCCCUUGCUCUUCAGCAAUUCGAAAAAAUCCAAAUCUUGGCCGUCAAAGCUUCUACCUCAUCCAGCCGGAACGUUCUCAUCGCCGUCACAACCAUCUACGUUAACUACGCCGUCCUAUUCAACGCGGAUAAGGACGCUGCGCCGUUUGACUAUGCGCUUGCGAUUGUGGAGAUCUUGGGCAAGAUUUUGACGAAAGAAAAGGAUUCAGAGGUGCUGUUUAGAGCGCUGAUGGCGUUGGGGACUGUAAUCUGCGUUGAUGGAGAGGUCAAGAAUGCGGCGGCGAAUGUGUAUGAAGUCGGGAAGGCGGUGGAAGCUGCAGUGAAGAAAGCGCCUGAGCCGAGGAUUAAGAAUGCGGCGCGAGAGAUUGGGGAAUUACUGAAGUAA